GCGCGCGCGCUUCUCUCCUCACUCGGGCACCGGCAGGGACCAUGGCUGCGAGUUCGUUGCUGUCCGCGUUGGCCUCCCGGCUGCUCCGGCCCGCGCAAAGCAGCCACUUUGGCCGCCGUCCCUUCCAUCUCACCGCACCUCGAAAUGAAGCCGUUGUCAUUUCUGGAAGGAAACUUGCCCAGCAGAUCAAGCAGGAAGUGCGGCAGGAGGUGGAAGAGUGGGUGGCCUCCGGCAACAAACGGCCCCACCUGAGCGUGGUUCUGGUUGGUGAGAAUCCUGCAAGUCACUCCUAUGUCCUCAACAAAACCAGGGCAGCUGCAGAUGUGGGAAUCAACAGUGAGACCAUUGUGAGACCAGCCUCGAUUUCAGAGGAAGAACUGUUGAAUUUAAUCAAUAAGCUCAAUAACGAUGACAAUGUAGAUGGCCUCCUUGUUCAGCUGCCUCUUCCAGAGCACAUUGAUGAGAGGAAGGUCUGCAAUGCCGUCUCUCCAGACAAGGAUGUCGAUGGCUUUCAUGUCAUUAAUGUAGGGCGGAUGUGUUUGGAUCAGUAUUCCAUGUUACCGGCUACCCCAUGGGGUGUCUGGGAAAUCAUUAAGCGAACUGGCAUUCCAACACUAGGGAAGAAUGUGGUUGUGGCUGGAAGGUCAAAAAAUGUAGGGAUGCCCAUCGCGAUGUUACUACACACAGAUGGGACACAUGAACGUCCUGGAGGUGAUGCCACUGUUACAAUAUCCCAUCGGUACACUCCUAAAGAGCAGCUGAAGAAACACACAAUCCUUGCAGAUAUCGUGGUGUCGGCUGCAGGCAUUCCAAAUCUGAUCACAGCAGAUAUGAUCAAGGAAGGAGCAGCUGUCAUCGACGUGGGCAUAAACAGAGUUCAGGACCCCGUAACUGCCAAGCCCAAGUUAGUUGGAGAUGUGGAUUUUGAAGGAGUCAAGAAGAAAGCUGGCUACAUUACUCCAGUCCCCGGGGGUGUGGGACCCAUGACAGUGGCUAUGCUAAUGAAGAAUACCAUUAUCGCUGCAAAGAAGGUGCUGAGGCUUGAAGAACGGGAAGUACCGAAAUCUAAAGAGCUUGGAGUAGCCACCAACUAACUGUGUCUUCAGUGUCAUGAACAGGCCAGUUCAAGGAGCAAAGCAGGCCAACAGAAAUGCAAUACUUUUUAUUUAUUCUACUGAAACGGUUUCGAAUGAUGCUUUGUAUUUAUUAAAAGCUAAAUGGGUAGGUGUUGGCGCACAUGGCUCUGCGGUACCUCACUGGGGACCUCUCCAGGAUCGUGGUGGGCCCUGCGAUCUCACCAAGAGCAGCCAUUGGCCUGGGGUUAAUCAACAUGGGAGACAUGGUCACGCUGAGGAAACGGAUGCCUUGUCGAGCCUCUUCAGUUAAAAAUCUGCCUUUUCUAGGCGUGCAUUUCCCAAGUGCUAUUCCAAUAAUGUUGACACUCAUUGGAGAUUCCAAGCCUUUUGAGUUCAACUGGUCAAACCAAAGGAACACUGUUUGUAGAGAAAUUUAGGGCAAGGAUACAAAGGAAGAAGAGGUGGUAAUUGGGUGAGAAAAAAGGUACCCUCUUUAUAUACAGAUAAGCAGGUUUAUCUAAACAGAACGGAAUUCACGAGGAGAAAAGAAAACCCCCGUGUAAUAGUAUCCCUAACCUGUCCUUUUGUGGCUUCGUCAUUGGGCAGCUGUGGAGGGUCAGUCCAUUUGCUGUGAGCCCUAGUUUUAUGUAUGUCCCCCUCAGUGAGGUCUUCCCAUUUUAGUUUUCUAGGAUCGAAGGCUUAUUUUAUAAAUUAUUUAUGUGUGUUAUAAAUUGGCUUUUGCUAUAUCCUUUAUUGUUAAUUUUUUUCUAUUGUUAGGAGUGUCUUAUGGUUUCUUUGGUGUGUCUUGAAACCCAUUAUAUUUUUAAGAAAUGGAACUUGGGCUUGAUCAUCUUUAGGGCAGCUUGUAUACAUAUGCAACUUAUUUUUCCACCAAAGAAUUGACAGCUGCUGUCUGCUUUCCUCUGAUGUACCUUGUUGGCUUCCUCAAAAGAUUUUUCAGAGCUUGAGUUCAUAAUGAAUUUAAUCAGAUUUUCUGAUGAAAGGUUUUUUUGUUUUUGUUUUUUAAUAAAACACAUCUGUCUGGUGUGGAA
This is a messenger RNA of Tupaia belangeri chinensis (Chinese tree shrew), 2128 nucleotides long. RefSeq names its product methylenetetrahydrofolate dehydrogenase (NADP+ dependent) 2, methenyltetrahydrofolate cyclohydrolase (gene MTHFD2). The record is from RefSeq and is a predicted model, not a curated record. Gene Ontology annotation, cellular component: mitochondrion. The coding region runs from base 42 to 1094 and encodes 350 amino acids. Gene Ontology annotation, molecular function: methylenetetrahydrofolate dehydrogenase (NADP+) activity; methenyltetrahydrofolate cyclohydrolase activity; methylenetetrahydrofolate dehydrogenase (NAD+) activity. NCBI's taxonomy places the organism in Eukaryota, Metazoa, Chordata, Mammalia, Scandentia, Tupaiidae. Gene Ontology annotation, biological process: tetrahydrofolate interconversion. The transcript has 8 exons.